AUGCAGUCGCCCCAGCGCUUCCCUCUCGGCGCGCGCGUGGCCAACCCCGUGGAAGGCCGCACAGGGCGCAUCGAGGCCUUCGACGCCCACACGGGACUCUACGCGCUCGUGUACCACGACGGCCACCGAGACGAGCUCCCGGCCGAUCAGACCGAAGCGUUUCUGAUCCCGUCGGCCGCUGUCUCCUCCUCCUCUGAGGCGAUCGAGGACUCAGCGACAGUAAACGACGCAACGAGCAGUGGUGCCGCCGACUCAGAUCCGAAUCAGUUGCUCGGCCUCACCGUGACGCGGACGUCGACGAGCUACGACGGCAAACGGCUCACGAGCUCCGGACAAGUGACGCAGUACUUUGCCGACCUCAAGCGCUUCCGUGUGCUCUUCUCAGACGGUCUGUUUGCCGACCUGACGCGCGACGAAGUGCAGCAAUACGCCGAGCAGGCGGCCGACUCAGAUGCCAAAUCUGAGUCUGAGUCGGCGACGAUGGCGACCACGAAGAACAAGCAGCGCACCGUGCCGCCACCUGAGACCGCAUGUCGAGCAACGGACCGACCGCUGCGGACGCAAAAGUUCGACAGUCGUAAAGCGGCGUACGCUGUGUGUCGAGAAGUGCUGCGGAUCGUUCUGCAUCAGAAGACAAUGGCCAAGUGCUGGUCGGACAAGCAGAAGGUCGUAAUGCACAACAAGGACCUUCAGGCGAAGCGCGCGCUCGAAGCGUUUGUCGAAGCUGAUGGACUGAAUGCACUUGAGAAGAUGCUGGGCAUUUGGAUCCGUGUCGAGAAGACACAGUCAGCGGCGUUGCUGAUCUUGAAGGUUUUGGCCGUGCUGCCGGGCGUGAAGGAAGAGCACUUGCGCAAGACGAACAUUGCACGCACGCUGCGAGGGAUCGAGAAGCUCAGCCACACGAGCUAUCUGGGCGUGGUGUUUGGCGAUCUGGCGCACUGGGUCAUUCAGAAAUGGCCCAAAUCCGACGGGCGCGGACGGAUGGCAAGGUGCAUGUGGCCGCGCACUCAGCUUCAAAGUCGACUCCGCGACAAAAGGAGACGGCGCGACUGGAAGCUAUGCGAACGGGGGGCAAACACAAGUGCAGAACCUCAGCAAGACCCGAGCGAAGAAGUUGUGGUGUAUUUGCCGCAGUUCAAUUCUCUCGGCUCGGAGGAUAUGCGUCGCCCUGUCCGUCAGACUCAAGUGAUUGAGUCUCUGGCAGCAAAGCUCAAUCGUGACUAUGAAGACUCGGUGCGGAAGCAUCAAGACGAUGACGCAGAAGGGGAAGACGACGGCGUGGCUGUUGGGCGCGUCACGUUUGGAAAGCCUCGGUUGAUGCAUUUCAGCCAGCACACUCCCGUAGUUGACCUGUUUUGCACUGCCCGGAGCAAACUGCUGGAGAAGAACGCGAGGAAAAGCAUUGACGCUACGGAUGCUGCAAGUGGCAAGGCCAACGACGCAUUUCCAUCAACGUCUUUGUCCAUGCCGAACAAGACGCAAGCGCCAAAGAAGACGAUUUUGAAAGCGCGGGAUGAUGUGAUCACACCGGCAUCGCAGACGAUUUGGUAG
Messenger RNA from Hyaloperonospora brassicae, 1551 nucleotides. Lineage: Eukaryota; Oomycota; Peronosporomycetes; Peronosporales; Peronosporaceae. The record is from the annotation of a GenBank genome assembly.